Agelaius phoeniceus (red-winged blackbird) is the source of this 1370-nucleotide messenger RNA. RefSeq names its product solute carrier family 61 member 1 (gene SLC61A1). Gene Ontology annotation, molecular function: molybdate ion transmembrane transporter activity. Gene Ontology annotation, biological process: molybdate ion transport. The record is from RefSeq and is a predicted model, not a curated record. Gene Ontology annotation, cellular component: membrane. NCBI's taxonomy places the organism in Eukaryota, Metazoa, Chordata, Aves, Passeriformes, Icteridae.
AGCAGCUGCGACGCCGGCGGGGCCCGGGGGCCCUCUUGAGCCCCCUCCCCACCAUGUUCCUGCUGCCCUGCUCUGCCCUCGCCCUCCUCCUCCUCACUUGCCUGGCUCUGGAGCCGGCCCCGCGCCGCCCCCCGCCCUCCAACCCCGCGUUCCGCAGCUUCCAGCGGCAGUUCCUGCUGGGAUACCUGCCGGCGCUGGCCGCCGACUGGCUGCAGGGCCCGCUGCUCUUCCAGCUGCUGCACAGCCGGGGCUUCCUGCGCAGCCAGAUCGCCGCCCUUUACUCCUGCGGCUUCGCCUCCAACGUCGCCUUCGGCCUCGUUUCCGGGGUUUUUGUGGACCGGCUGGGCCGGAAGAAGUCCUGUGUGCUGUCCUCGGGGCUGUGCUCCGUGUCCUGCCUGCUGCAGCUCUCCCACGAUUUCCUGGCCCUGGCGGCCGCCCGGGUCCUGGCAGGGCUCGGCACUUCCCUGCUCUUCUCCGCCUUUGAGUCCUGGUACCUCCAUGAGCACCUGGAGCGCCACGACUUCCCUGCCGAGUGGAUUCCUGACACCUUCUCCCGCGUGGCGCUCUGGAACAGCGGCCUGGCCGUGGCAGCUGGCCUGCUGGCCUGGCUGCUGGCCGAGGGGCUGCUGCUGGGCCCCGCGGCCCCGUUCCUGGCGGCGCUGCCCUUCCUGGCUCUCUCGGGGAUCUUCGCUGGGAAAAACUGGGAUGAGAACUACGGGAAGAGCCGGCCCUGUGGGAAGGCCUGCGGGGAAGGCCUUCGGGGCCUUGUGUCCGAGCCCCGGGCGCUGCUUCUGGGGCUGGUCCAGGCCCUGGUGGAGAGCAUCCUGCUCAUCUUUGCCUUCCUUUGGACGCCGGUCCUGGAGCCGCACGGGAUCCCGCUGGGAAUCGCCUUCUCGGCGUUCAUGGCCGCCAGCGCCGCGGGCUCGGCGCUGUUCCGACGCGGUGCCACCGGGAGGCUCCGGCUGCAGCCGCUGCGGCUCCUGCCCGGCUCCGUGCUGCUGCUGGCGCUGGCGCUCGUGCUCCUGGCCCUGCCGCUGGACGCCCCCGGCGACUUCUUCGCCGUGCUGCUGCUGCAGCUCUCCUGCGGGAUCUACUUCCCGGCCAUGGCGUUCCUGCGGCGCCGCCUGGAGGGCGGGGGUAAUGCGGCGGGAGGAGCGCGGUGGCUGCGGCUGCCCCUAGGCCUGGGGGUGGCGCUGGCACUGCCAGCGCUGCCCGGGGACCCCCCGGGGACACGGGCCGUGCUCGGGGCCGCCGCCCUGGCGGCGCUGGUGGCGUUGGGGGCAGCCGGGGGGGUCCUGGGCACCAGCCGUGGGGACGAGGGGCUGAGGGUGGGGGACGAGGGGCUGCUCGAGGGGGACACUGGGGAGUGA